Molecule: messenger RNA, 6497 nt
Organism: Hippoglossus stenolepis (Pacific halibut)
Lineage: Eukaryota; Metazoa; Chordata; Actinopteri; Pleuronectiformes; Pleuronectidae
Gene: trpm6
Product: transient receptor potential cation channel, subfamily M, member 6
Exons: 40
Coding region: 89-6085 (1998 amino acids)
Biological process (GO): protein tetramerization; protein phosphorylation; monoatomic cation transmembrane transport
Cellular component (GO): apical plasma membrane
Molecular function (GO): protein serine/threonine kinase activity; monoatomic cation channel activity; ATP binding
Source: RefSeq, a predicted model, not a curated record
CUAAUGUUAGUUCCCUUUGGGUCCAGCAUGUUUACAGACUUCUGCCGACACCUCAGUGAGCUUCGGAAGGUCACACACUUUUUCAGGAAUGUCUCGAAAGUCUUGGAUUGAGGAAAACUUCUUCAAGAGAGAGUGUAUGAAGUUUAUCCCUUCCUCACGGGACCUUCACAGAUGUAUUCCAGUAUGUCAAGUAUGCCAAAACUUGAUCAGAUGUUGCUGUGGCCGCCUAAUAGGGGAGCACUCUUGGCAAGAGUCAUCUCCUCCCAUAUCCCUCUGUCCUGGUCCUGGACAGGACAUAGAAGAUAACUGGUCCACAGAACUCCACACCAAAGCCAGUCCCACCAAUGCCUAUGGGAUUGUAGACUUUGAAGAUACUGCCACACGUGUCUGUCGGGGGAAGUACAUUCGAGUGGCUGUGGACUCGAAGGCAGAGGCUUUGCUCCAGCUGAUGCUGAGGGAGUGGCAGAUGGAGAGACCCAAGCUGCUGCUGACUGUCCAAGGAGGCUCAGAAAACUUCCCCCUGCCCCCUAAAGUCAAGCAGGCUUUCAGCAAAGGGCUGAUCACUGCCGCCCUCAGCACGGGGGCAUGGAUACUCACUGAUGGCAUUAAUUCGGGUGUGUCUAAGCAUGUGGGUGAGGCAGUGAAAACAUUCGGGGGCCAUGAUCUGAGGAAGAGAAACACAGUCGGCAUCACGCCGUGGGGCGUGAUUGACAACAACAUGGACCUUAUAGGCAGAGAUGUUUUUAGACCCUACCAGCCACUGGGGAACCCUUUGAGCAAGAGGGCCUGUCUCAACGGUUUCCACUCCCACUUUCUGUUGGUGGAUGACGGAACGCUGGGAAAACAUGGCUGCCAGCAAGGCCUCAGGAGGAAGCUAGAGAAACAAAUUCAGCUACAGAAGAUACACCCGCGACUGAACCAAGGCGUGCCUGUGGUGUGUGUGGUAGUGGAAGGAGGCCCUGCCAUUGUGUCCACAGUAUUGGACUAUGUAAGCAGUGUACCCCCUGUGCCGGUGUUUGUGUUCGAGGGCUCGGGCAGGGCUGCUGACCUGCUCGCCUUCUUACACAAGCAGACUGCUGCUAACAGGCAGUUGGAUGCAGACAUUAAGGAGGACUUCCUCGUAAGGAUUGGAGAUGUGCUUAGGGUGGACAGUGCAGAAGCCUUUCACCUAUACAAUCUCUUCCUGAAGUGUAUGGAUAACAGACAGUCUAUAACCAUCUUUGACUCUGAGUCAGAGGACCAGGUGCCACCUGAUGCAGCCAUUUUGACAGCGACACUUAAGGGCACCAAGGCCAGCCCUGCAGAGCAGCUGAGUAUGGCUCUUGCCUGGGACCGGGCUGACAUAGCACAGAAAGACGUCCUGGUGUAUGGACAGCACUGGCAGGUGGGUUCUCUGGAACAAGCCAUGCUUGAUGCUCUGGUGAUGGACCGCGUCAGUUUUGUCAAACUGUUGAUUGACAACGGUAUGACUAUGAGUCGCUUCCUCACUGUGGAUCGCCUCGAGGAGCUCUACAACAUGAGUCCACAGGGGCCGACCGAUCGUUUCCUGCAGCUCCUUGUUGAAGAUGCAAAACAGAGUUCUCUUCCCAUAGGUUACCGUCUUUCUCUCAUUGACAUGGGCCUGGUGAUAGAGUAUCUCAUAGGAGGAGCGUACCGCAGCUCUUACACACGGAAACACUUCAGAGCUGCUUACGGCCGCCUGCACGCUAAAGAAAGAAGACGGAACAGUUCCAGCUCCCUGUCUAAACAGAGACGGGGAUUAACGCCAAACUCUUCAAAGGGCAGGAGUCUCCAGGACCUUCAUUUCUUUAGAACCGCGCAGCCUUACAAAUGCAAGGACCCAGACGUGUCACCCGGCAGCAGUCGAGAAAUCACGUUAAGCCCUGGCCUCGAUGAUGCUCCACUGCUGGUUCCCUUCAACUUCAACGACCUCUUUGUGUGGGCUGUGCUUCAACAGCGGCAGCAGAUGGCACUGUUCCUGUGGCAACACGGCGAGGAAGCUCUGGCACGCGCCACAGUAGCCUGCAAGCUUUACCGCUCCAUGGCCUUCGAGGCACGGCAGAGUAGCUUGGACGACAACAUCACUGAGCGAUUCAAGGCAUAUUCGAUUGAGUUUGGUCAGCUAGCCGUGGAUGUGUUGGACUGUGCAUUUCGUCAGAACGAGCAGAUGGCCAUGAAGCUGUUGACUUCAGAGAUGGAGGCAUGGAGCCACUUCACCUGUCUGCAGAUGGCUGUCUCCUCAUGUCACAGACCAUUCGUCUCUCACUCCUGCACACAGACCCUCCUCACAGAUCUGUGGACUGGUCCACUCAACAUGAGGAAAAACUCCUUUCUGAAGAUCAUUUUGAGCCUUCUUCUGCCCCCUGCUGUUAUCCUACUGGAGUUUAAAAGCAAGGCUGCGAUGUGCCAUGUACCACAGUCCCAUGAGGCAAUGCUGUUUGGACUUGACACUGUGAAGUCAGUACCAGCCCAUGAGGGAACUGAUCACAUGGGCAGUCGGGAUGCAGAGCGAGGCCUGUCUUUCCAUGGCAAAUGUCUCAGCCCUGUGUCAGAAACUGUGUCCUCUGUGACCAUGCAUUGUCUUUCCUGGAUCACAAGACUCUAUGAAUUCUAUACAGCUCCUGUUGUCAAGUUCUGGUUUCACACAGUUUUCUAUUUGGUCUUCCUGAUGUUAUUCUCCUUCGUUGUCCUGGUGAAGAUGGAGGACAAGCCCAGUGUUCAGGAGUGGUUGGUCAUAGCGUACAUCUUGUCCACCGCAGUGGAGAAAAUCCGAGAGGUACUAAUGUCAGAGCCGAGGAAGUUGAGCCACAAGCUGAAGAUUUGGUUCUCAGAGUACUGGAACAAGUCAGACUUCAUUGCCAUCCUGCUCUUCUUGGCUGGACUGACGUUGCGCUGGCAUGCUGGUUCCUACCUGACUGCAGGACGCAUUGCUUACUGUCUGGACAUCAUCUUCUGGUUCAUCAGGGUGACAGAUCUGCUGGCUGUCAAUCAGCAUGCUGGUCCUUACCUCACCAUGAUCACUAAGAUGACCAGCAACAUGUUCUUCAUUGUGGUGAUGAUGGCAAUAGUGCUGCUGAGCUUCGGGGUGUCCAGAAAGGCCAUCCUGUCCCCAGAUGAGGAGCCGUCCUGGAAUCUCGCUCGAGAUAUAGUCUUCCAGCCAUACUGGAUGAUCUAUGGAGAGGUCUACGCAACAGAAAUAGAUCCUUGUGACGAUGGUAAUCCAUGUGCUCCUGCUUCAUUUCUUGCGCCGUUCCUCCAAGCUGUCUAUAUGUUCUUCCAGUAUAUCAUCAUGGUCAACAUUCUCAUUGCAUUUUUUAACAACAUUUACUUUGACAUGGCAUCGACAUCCAAUAAACUGUGGAAGUACAACCGUUAUCGUUACAUAAUGACCUAUCAGGAUAGGCCAUGGCUGCCUCCACCCCUUAUCAUCCUCAGUCACUUGACCCUGGGUUUGAGGGCCAUCUACAAGAGAUUUAGUGGAGAUGCAGAGCGGGAGGAGAGAGGCUCUGGACUUAAGCUCUCCUUGGGCCCUGAUGAUGGUAAGAAGCUCCAUGAGUUUGAGGAGAAAUGUGUACAGGCCUACUUCCAUGAGAAGAGUGAAGGUCUCCACAGCAGUCAAAUUAAUCGGAUCAGAGCAACAGCUGAGAGAGCAGAGGAGAUGUGCGUGAUAAUGGGGGAGGUCUCAGAGAAGGUGAACUUCAUUCAGGACAGCCUCUCAGAGUUGGACAGUCAGCUGGGUCAACUCCAGGAUCUUUCAGCCCUGGCCAUGGACACUCUUACCCUGCUCUCUGCUUCAGACAGCCUUCAUCAGGAGGAGGCACGCCUGGCACAGUGUGGAUCCAUUACAGCUUCCCAGCACAUCCUUCCACACAGCUGGACCCUCCGGCACAGAGGCGGAGCAGACUAUGAUGUACUUAACAUGCGACGGCCGAUGGCCAAGUCAUGUAAAAGUACCCCUCCUUCUUUGUUGAAGGGCUUUACUCUCGGGGAGAGUAGACGGACAUCACAAGAGUGCCAUGUCGAAGCCAGGGGGAGCAGGGGGGGGGAACAAGAGCACGCUGAGGACGGAGAGGGAGGAGAAAAGGAGGAUUCACAGUCUGAUAUUGUUGGCCUUCCCAGCGAGAGCUUGCUGGGAGUUUCUCGGCCAGCGUCCCAUACUGCCUUCUCUCACAGUUAUGGAGUUCAUCUCGGUGGUCUCAGGGAUCAGACACCUUGUGAGUCCUGUGGACCAUCCUGCUGUGGGUCUCCUCUUUCUUCCAGAGGCUUGGAGUCACCAUAUCACAAAUUAUGGACAUGUGACCCAUACCUGUAUCCCAAUCAAGAGGAGACUUCCAUGGAAGAGGAGGAAGAGGAAGAAGAAGAUGAGGAAGAAGAAGAAGAAGAGCAGGAGAGGGAAAAGACACAGGAACAGCUGUCUAACAUGACAAUAUCCCGAGCCUCUAGCAAUGCAGUCCUUCUGUCUGACCCUCGAGACAUUUCUGAGGGUUUGGUCAAUCCAGCCUUUUCUCAGGACAAUUGUCAGCUGAGUUGUCAUUCCAGAUCCUCCAACCUCUGGGGAAGACAUGUGAAAAACUCCAGGUGGGCCUGUCUGUCCAGGGACCCUCCCUAUGGCUACUGCAGGUCACUGUCAUCCAGCAUGGAGAAUGUGACUCUCUCUGGCACACCGCUGAGUCCAAUGAAGGGAUCAUUUCCCUCUCUCGAUGAAACAAUGAAAAAAGAAAGUUUGUCUGGUGGGAGGAGCUUAAGGGAUGACACAUCGCUACAGUGCAGCAGAAGCAGAGAAUGGUCCAAGUCCUCUGACUUCACUCAGGUCUUGGACAGCAGAGGCAAAACCCAGAACAGGAAGACAGUGAAGAUACAAGAGAACAGCCCAGAUACUGUGACUGUGCAUCCCCACUUGUCAGAUGCCUGCUGGAGAAGGCGACGGUGGAUGAGAGGAGAACCUACAUGUUGGUCGGCUUCAACUAGCCUCAGUCAGCUCAAUUUUGAACCCAUGGAUUUGUUGCAGAAACAAGUGUUUUCCCAUCAGGAUGUGAGGAACCCCACUCAUUCAGCAUGGAACAGCUGGGCCAGAUCCAUGAGCCACAGGUCUUCUUUACAGAGUGGCAUUGCCCCUGAAGUCAAAAGCUCAUCAUUCCAGUCCACUGAUAAUUUGUAUCCACACUAUUCAGCCAUGGAGAGAAACAAUCUGAUGAGACUGGCUCACACCAUCCCCUUCACUCCUGUUUCCAUUUUAGGAGGUGAAGAGGUGAGCAUCUACUCUCUGGAGGAAGUGCCCUCUGAUUCUGACCCUGAUUCCAGCAUGGUCUCCUCUUGGUCCUCCCGAGGACUAUCUGCGAUGCUGCAGCCCCUCUUCAGUGAGGAGGGCUCUCUGGAUGGGGGACUCCGGAAGGGCUGCAGGGUUUUGUGUACCUGGGCAGAAGGGGACGUGCUCAGACCUGGUCUGGUAUAUGUAGUCAAAGCCUUCAGGUCAGAGGUAGUUCGUGCCUGGCAGAGGUAUUUCCAUGGCAGCACAGCUCUGCAGCUUUGUUUAAGAGAGAUCCAGCAGCAAAGAGCAGCCCAGAAGAUGAUGCAAGUGUUCAACCAGGUCAAACCUGAUGAUAUGCACCACUCACCGAGAUUUCUUGAUGUAUCACUGGUCCUCUGGCAUUCGAAUGGCCAGUGGCUGACCAUUGAGAGAAACAUGUCCGGUGACUUCAGGAAGUACAACAACAACACAGGAGAAGAGAUCACCCCCUGCUGUUCCCUGGAAGAAAUGCUGCUGGCAUUCUCACACUGGACGUACGAAUACUCAAGCAAAGAGCUGCUGGUGCUUGAUAUACAAGGAGUAGGAGACGCGCUUACUGAUCCCACUGUCAUUAUGGCAGAAAACCAAAGUGGUAAUAGGGGUGAGAUGCUUUUUGGACCUGAUAACCUUGGAGAUGCAGCCAUGAAAGCUUUCCUGCAGAAACAUUCUUGCAGCAUCAGUUGUCAAAGACUUGGCCUAACAGAUUUAAGGAAGCGUCUGGACAGCUGCGAGAACAGCAGCGAGGCAGAGUCAACGUUGGGGAAAGAAGAACAAGAGGACGAUGAAAGCAGCAUGUAACCUUUGACCCAGGAAGUAGGGAAAAAACCACACAAUUUUAUCAACACAAAUAUCAAAACGUGUUUGUCUGAGCACACAGUCACACAUAUGUUCUCAGAAAACACUGCGAUGAUGUCGUGCAUCACACCUUAUUCCUUUACAGUGGAAACAGUGUGAUUGAAGAGUGAGAUCUCAUUAGCAGUCUGUGAUUGGACAUUACUUUGUUAUUUGCACUAAGGAUGCUAAUAUAUUCUUUCAAUACAUAAAGUAAAUGUAAAUGUUGUUUUUUAUUCUUAUAAAAAUGGAUGUUUAUGCUUUGCCAUGAAUCAUAUAUGGAAAUAGAGAUUUAUUUUAUAAGAUUUGACAAAGGGCUAAUUUAAAUUUGUUUGUACUUUGCUCUGUAAAUAUUGAGAUAUAAAGACAGCGAAAGUUA